Messenger RNA from Alosa alosa (allis shad), 3326 nucleotides. RefSeq names its product neurotrophin receptor-interacting factor 1-like. The record is from RefSeq and is a predicted model, not a curated record. Lineage: Eukaryota; Metazoa; Chordata; Actinopteri; Clupeiformes; Clupeidae. Bases 111 to 3326 code for a protein of 1071 amino acids. The transcript has 9 exons.
CUUGGCAGUAGCAGUAACCAAGCGUACUUGAGCUAGUUAGGUUGAGUUGAUGCGUUUAUUCCAAGGAUUUUGUUUUGUUUUUAGCCCCUUGCUAUUGCCGACCCGCAAUUAUGGACCAGCAACUCUCAUCUGAGAAUGAUGAUUCAGCUGUCUCCCUCCCUCUGUCCUCUCUACGGCUCCUGGUUCCACCAUUGAGGCUGAUGACUGCGUUCAUGUGGCAAGUGGUGCAGCAGAAAAAAAUCAUGCACUAUGACAAGCUUGAUGAAUUUGUUACUGUGGUAACAGAGUUGGCUCCAGAGCUGCUUGGUCACAGAGAAAAGAUCCAACUUCUUCUGGGACUGCGUGCCAGGCUUCUUUUAGAGUUAUGUCGUAGCCCAGUAGAUGGACCAACAGUCCAGCACUACUUGGACCGAAUGAAAAUAUGCUGCCUCCCUGCUGAACUGUCAUUGGUGAAAGAUUCAGACAUCGAGGCAUCUAUGGCAAAUUUUGAGAACCUCAUUUAUGCCUUAUUGAAAGAUCCUGUUGAGAAAGCAUAUUUCUUCCAGGAGGUAUAUCCAGUGGAAUAUGGACCCAGAUAUGACACUGCAGUUAAGGAACUGAUGCGGGAAUUACUUUCAAGACUUGAGCAAUUGAUGUCUUUACCAGACAUGGAACAGGUCGUGUCCUGGCUCACUGCUGUUCCUGCUUUUUUUGAGAAAUGUGUGCAGCUUGGGACAAAGGACUUGAAGUUCCUGCUGCAGCACUGUCCAAGUCGCAAACAUUUGAACCCUGCUCCGUCCACUUCGUCCAAGGGGGACAGCAUCCUGAGUUCUCUGGCCACCCCUCCCCCUUCCAUCAAGGUUGUGGUGGCCACAGAGCCUGUGACCUAUCACAUCGCUUCAGACUCGACCUGCGUGGGCAUCCUGAGCACCGGCUCUCUGACGGAUGUCGUGACCGAGACCAUCAUCGUCACCGAGUACUCUGAGGUGGAGCUCAGGACGACCGAGGAGGGCGACGCUGUGACCAUGGAAGAGGACCCGGCCAAUGUCGUUCCGCUGGUCAACGAGGAGAUCGAGGUGAAGAUGCAGAGCGAUGGUCCAGUGGAGGCGACGACUGUGCUUGUGGAGCCGGACCAUGUGAGCGAGGAGAUGGUGACUGUGCUGGAAGAGUCAUCGCAUUUAGCUGAGUCAGUGAAUAGCCAAGUCAAGGAUAACGUUGUGACUGUUUCAAACGAUGCAGCGCAUUCACAAUCGGUGGAUGGUAGCAAAGUAGUGGACUCGCUGCAGAAUGUGUCCGUACAGUGGGAAUCCAUUCCAGGUGCAGUGGUCCUUGAAGGGUCCGUUCCUACACAGAGCAUAGGCACUUGUAGCGUGAUGGAUAUCGAUAUCAAAGACAAUGCACCUUGCAGUGAAGGAACUAGUGAUCUUGCUGUGGAGAAUGUGGCAACCUCAAGCAAGGAUGGGGAGGAGAACAACGAAGGCAACAUCCCCCUUAUCAAAUGCAGUCAGCAAGAUGGCAAAACAGCACCUACAGUGAAACAUUCACCCGAAAGUGAAACCCUCCCAUCACUGAAGGAGUCUGGUGUGGUCGAGGAACUCUCGGCAGACGUCUCAACUCCUGAGGUCCCCGAAGUUCCUCAAGCGGUCACUCCACGUCGCGGCCCUGGGAGGCCGAGGAAGAGCGAGCAGAAGAAGACUGCGGUCAGCACUCCGAGACGAAGGGGUAGACCGCCCGUUUUAAAGAAGGAAGAGGAUGGCAUUGCAGUGGUCGCCCCUCAGUCCUCUGAGGAAGAGAGCGGCAAAGAAGUCUUGAAUGCGCCUUCAGAGUCUGACAGAAGAGAAGACAGGAGAGGGGAGGGGCAGCUACAGGACAACAAUCAGAAUUCUCAUCCGGACCAGCUGAGCAAGGCCACGGAGUCCAAACAGAAUGGCGCAGAUGUUCCCAAGCCCUUUGCCGGCCCUUACCGAACGCGAAGGUCCUCAUCCUCCUCCACCUCCUCCUCAGUCGUAUCCUCGAAGGACCCAGUGGUCAAAAGCCCUCGCUACCGCUACACGUGCGACACCUGCGGCAAGACCUUCACCCGCUCGUCGGACGUGCGCCGACACCAGCUGAUCCACACGGGCGAGCGGCCCUUCCGCUGCUCCCACUGCGAGAAGACCUUCCAGCACGCCUGGGACCUCACCAAGCACCAGCGCAAGACGCACGGCGAGUGCAUCUUCCGCUGCCAGGCGUGCGCCACCGACUUCCCCAACCUGCGCUCGCUGGCGGCCCACCACAAGAAGAGCCACGAGGGGCCCAUGCCGCACACGUGCUCCAUCUGCGGCGAGAGCUUCGCGUCGGCGCCGCCGCUCGUCGAGCACCGCAAGACGCACGGCGACAAGCUCCAGUACAAGUGUCCGCAGUGCGGCGAGGGCUUCGACACGCUCCUGGAGCGCUCCAAGCACCGGCAGAGCCACGUGGGCAAGCGGCAGUUCAAGUGCCCGCAGUGUGACAAGACGUACACGCGGCGGGCCGACGUCAAGCGGCACCAGCUCACGCACACGGGCGAGCGGCCGCACCAGUGUGCCCAGUGCGGCCGCUGCUUCGGCCUCAACUCGGCGCUCAAGAAGCACCAGGCGGUCCACACCGGCGAGAGGCCGCACAAGUGCGAGCACUGCCCCAAGCGCUUCACACUGCUGUCCAUCCUGGAGCGCCACCAGCGCAUGCACACGGGGGAGCGUCCUUUCCUCUGCUCUCAGUGCGGCAAGCGCUUCCUGUCGCUCGGCGAGCUCUCCAAGCACUACAAGUCCCACACGGACGAGCGGCCGUUCCCGUGUACGCUGUGCAGCAAGCGGCUGAAGUCUGCUGGCGCCCAUGAGCACAUGUUGGCGACAGCGGCGAUGGCGGUCGUAUUCGAUGCUUGGUACUCGCGCAAGCGCUCACAAGCCGUUCGCGCUGACCCGACACCACCUCAUGCACACGGGCGAGAGGCCCUUCGCGUUUCAAGAUUCGGCGACAAGACCUUCCUGACGGGCGUCGAGGUGGCGCCAGACGAAGCGCAGCACACGGGCGAAGCGCCCGCGACGCCUCGCACCGAGUGCCCCAUGAAGUUCCGCAGCUCGUCUGAGCUGGCGCGCCACAAACGGAGCCACACCGGAGAGCGGCCGCACGCCUGCACCAUCUGCUCCAGAGUGUUCACCAGCGUCACCAAAUUGAACAAACACACACUGACACAUGCGAGGGACAAAGCCAUUACGUGUGUGAGCUUGCCUGACAAUCCAGAGGGACUGCAUCAGACCGCCAGCAUAGUGGGAGAGCACAGGGUUGUCCUAACCUUAACAACAACCCAGAAUACAGUUGAUAUAUGA